This is a messenger RNA of Neocloeon triangulifer, 1992 nucleotides long. RefSeq lists its product as uncharacterized. The transcript is spliced from 8 exons. Bases 29 to 1786 code for a protein of 585 amino acids. NCBI's taxonomy places the organism in Eukaryota, Metazoa, Arthropoda, Insecta, Ephemeroptera, Baetidae. The record is from RefSeq and is a predicted model, not a curated record.
AUUUUUAUUUUCCAAUUCAGCAUAUAAAAUGGAGCACUCGAGCAGCACAGGUCUUCUCUCAGCUGUCAGGAUUCCUUUAUAUCAUCGAAAUGUGCGAACGCGCGACCGAAUAAGGAUGGCGGUCGGUUGGUAUUUGACGACGGGGCCGGCGCCAGUCAUUCAGCGACCCUUCGCCGGCAUUUACAACCCCUUCCCCUACAGGUGCUCCGUUUUGUGCAACCACCCCGCCGAUUUGGAGGUGAAACACGGCCUUCGAAGAGUAAAUAGAGGAUCGCAAUUGGUUGCUGAGGGCAAUGAAGUGCCUGGGCUGGAAAGUUUCGUCGGCCCUAAGCACGCGCGACUCUCAUUUAUGAACGCGCCGGCAAUGACAGACGAUUGGGUGCCUGAGGAACUUUUCCGCAAAUACACGGAAACAGAUUCAAGACCACCAUCGCCAGCUCCGACGCUCGCUAGUUUGGACACAAUCAGAAAUUCGUCGAAUAAAAGAUCCGCCACGGCGCACCUUUCAAGCGGCAAGGAGAACAAAACGCAAAUUGUACUGGACCUUCGGCGAAGUCACAGUCAGGACACGUUGAGUUGGCGCGAAAUGGUGACCCCCGUGCCACUGCUGCCCCCGCCGUCGCACGAAAAGCCUCCCGGUCACCGCCACUUUUACACCCCCGCACCGAUCACGCAGCGACGACGUGCUUCGCCCCCGCAGAUAAUCCGCCGCCCCCGACUGCCGCCCCCGAGCGUCCGAGCCCCGAAACAAAAAGAGCCCGAAGCGGCGGCGCCUCCGACUGCUCAGGUCGUGCCGCCCCCGGAAGUGGUGGUCGUCACCGAGGAGGACUUGAACAACAUGUUGGGGGUGGAGAUGACGCCUCGGAGGCGGGGGGUGCGACGCCGGGGGCGCAAAAAGUCGCGGGGCCAGAGUCCAUCUAAAGAUUUCCAGCACUUGGAGGAAUUGGCCGAGACGCAGGUUUCAAUGGGGCAGAAUUCCGAGCCGUCGGAACGACCUUCCGAGUCGGGUCAGGUUGAAGUGCAGGAGAUGCUGGAAAAGGUCAAGGGUGGCCAGGGUGGGCCGCCGAAGACGACGUUCACCUCGUUCUUGAGUGAAGAUGUCAUUCGCCAACUGCAGAGGCAACUCGACUGGCACCUCGUCGAGGCAGAAUUUGACUUGAAGCGACGAGUGGCUCUGCUGGAGGCAAUGCGCGCUCCUCCGAUGAUUUCCCCAGAGGGUGCCGAGAACCACUACUUUUCCUUCCAACCGGCCAACCUGUGGGUCUCCGUUCCGCGCUCCUUUUCCAGACGCAGCGCCAGGUUCGAACUUCCCAUGGACAGCAGAAAAUUAGCCAAAAUGACUCCGCUGCAGUAUGCGCAACAACUCGUCCAAGUUUCUCGCAGCAGAAAACUUCUCUACAACGAAAUUUUCGACCAACGCCGAAUUGAGAAUGGAAUGGAAAACGAACUGCGAAUGAUUAACUUCAAUGUGUUACCAGAAAGUUUGUCUAAAGUGAUGGGUCGCGAGGUUGGCGAGGAUGAUUUGCAUUUUUUGGCUAAUUUGCUCGCCCUGCCCGAGCCUGUUUGGCAAGAACCGGCCACUUUGGACUUUCGAACUUUCUGCGGCUUGUGCGCCAUCGCCGAAAGAGUGCUCGGAACGAGAUGGGGUCUGCUCGAGCCGUCGGAAAUCGACCCCAAGCACUUGGUGGAGCAGGCGGACUUUUCAAAACUGGAGACGAGAUUGCAAAACGUCAGCAAUGAGGAUUCGGCGAUGCCACGACUUCUUUCAACAAUUAAAAAUUCAUGAUUUUCCUCGAUUUUCCUUACCAAAAAAAUUUAAUACAUAAAAAAUUAAAAUUUUUAGGGUUAAACUUAAAAAGGUUCAGAUAGUCUAUCAAAUUUAUGAAAAAAUUCAACUCUCUUCAAGUUUUUAAAGAAUUUGUAUUAAAAGAUCAAAUAUUGAAAAUAAAAAAAAACUCUGCAUAAAAUUAUAAGAAUUAAAAUCGUUCAGAA